AGCAGUUAAGAUGAUCAAAUCUCGAUGGUUACCAUAGCAUCCGCGAUGGGAAACCAAGACCGAUUGGCUUCAACCCAGACAGAUAGAGGAGAGUGGCGGUACGGAGAGCCAAUGGCCGGCUCAUUCAAGCGAAGCGGGGUUGGUAGGGAUUGGUAAAUGCCGUGAAGUUUAACGUUGGCCCGGGCGUGGGAUUGAGAGGACAGUGCCGGGGAAGUUUCAGUGGGGAGGAGACUGGAGCUGUCCGCUGUGCUGAAAGGCGCACAGGGAGCUGUCCGGCUGCCGCGGUGCUGAAAUACUCCACUCGACUCCACUCAACUUGGUCCGUGUAGCUCACGGCUUGUUCCCCCGACACGAUACCAUACCAUACCAUACGAUAGAACUUUAUUUAUCCCAGGAGGGAAAUUGACUGACGAAAGGCGUGGGUACAAAGGACUUACCGCCCCCGACAACAAGAUUAAUCCGUGAAACCAUGACCCAAUCGAAUCGAAUGUGCCUUGAGCACAUGUAAUCCGUCGGAAGAAAAAAAAAAACAUGUCUCUAUUUUACUAUCUUGUCCACGGGACACGUUAUAUUCCUGUUACAACCCACCAAUAGAAUUAUCAAGGACGUUGGGAAAGAAAAAGCGGUCACUUUACUAAACUUCUUAUAAUAUAUUCCGAGCGGCCUUAAAUUUCGCGAUGGUUGCAACUGGAAUUGUUUAGGGCGACCCGCUGAUCAGAAUAACUGCACACACUCGCGGCGGGGUCGUAGCUGGCGGCAAUAUGGAGAUAAGGAAGGAACAAUUGAGGAAAUUGGCUGGUGACGGCCUGGGACGCCUGCACAGGGUGCUGGAGAAGAGACAGAAUGUGGGCGAGACCAUCGAGCUGACGGAGGAGGGGCGAGUGGUCGGCGUGGCCGAGAAGCAGAAGCCACUGCUGGACUGCACCUGUUUCGGGCUGCCCAAGCGCUACCUCAUCGCCGUCAUGAGCGGCCUGGGCUUCUGCAUCUCCUUCGGCAUCCGCUGCAACCUGGGCGUGGCCAUCGUCAGCAUGGUCAACAGCCACUCUGUCAAACGCAAUGGCAAGCUGGUCAUGGAGAAAGCCAUCUUUAACUGGGACCCGGAGACAGUAGGGAUGAUACACGGUUCGUUCUUCUGGGGCUACAUCGUUACGCAGAUUCCCGGAGGAUACAUCUCACAGAGGUUUGCUGCCAACAGAGUGUUUGGCUGGGCGAUCGUAGCCACAUCUUCACUCAACAUGCUGAUUCCCUCUGCAGCCAAAGCCCACUACAGCUGCGUAAUAUUGGUCAGGAUUCUGCAGGGCCUGGUUGAGGGGGUGACGUAUCCCGCCUGCCAUGGAAUCUGGAGCAAGUGGGCUCCUCCGUUGGAGCGAAGCCGACUGGCCACCACCUCCUUCUGCGGUUCCUAUGCUGGGGCAGUGGUGGCCAUGCCUCUGGCUGGCGUCCUUGUUCAAUACUCAGGGUGGCCUUCAGUCUUCUACGUCUAUGGAAGUUUUGGCAUGGUGUGGUACGUAUUCUGGUUGCUGGUGUCGUUCGAAAGUCCAGCCAAACAUCCCACCAUCACUGAAGAAGAGAAGACUUACAUCGAGGAGGCCAUCGGGGAAGGGGGCAACCUGAUGAACCCACUGGUGAAGUUCAAGGCUCCCUGGCGCAAGUUCUUCACCUCGAUGCCCGUCUAUGCCAUCAUCGUGGCCAACUUCUGCCGCAGCUGGACAUUUUACCUGCUUCUCAUCAGCCAGCCCGCCUACUUUGAGGAGGUGUUUGGAUUCGAAAUCAGCAAGGUGGGCCUGCUGUCCGCUCUGCCCCACCUCGUCAUGACCAUCAUCGUCCCCAUCGGCGGGCAGCUGGCGGACUUCCUCCGGAGCAAGAACCUCAUGUCCACCACCAACGUCAGGAAGAUGAUGAACUGCGGAGGUUUCGGCAUGGAAGCCACCUUCCUGCUGGUGGUAGGGUUCUCCCACACUAAAGGCGUCGCCAUCUCCUUCCUUGUUCUGGCCGUGGGCUUCAGUGGAUUCGCAAUCUCAGGGUUCAACGUCAACCACCUGGACAUUGCCCCGCGCUACGCCAGCAUCUUGAUGGGACUGUCCAAUGGUGUGGGCACUCUGUCGGGCAUGGUCUGCCCGCUCAUCGUGGGUGCCAUGACCAAGCACAAGACACGGGAGGAGUGGCAGUACGUCUUCCUCAUCGCCUCGCUGGUUCACUAUGCCGGUGUCAUCUUUUACGGGCUGUUUGCGUCGGGCGAGAAGCAGCCGUGGGCCGAGCCGGAGGAUCAGAGCGAGGAGAAGUGCGGUUUCAUCCACGAGGAUGAGCUGGCGGAGGAGACGGAGGCGGGCGGACAGGGCUACGGCAGCUACGGUGCCACCAACACCACUCAGGUCACCAACGGGGGCUGGGCCAGUGACUGGGACAAGAAGGAGCAGCUGGUGCAGGAAGAGGGCAAGGAUGUGUACAUGUACGGCAGUGCUGAGGACCGGGACCUGCCCUGAGAGAGGGGCAGCGCGCUGGUCACCAUAUCCCCCCCCCCCCCCCCCCCCCCCCCCCCCCCCCCCCCCCCACACACCGCCACUAAACCACGGCCUACCACCGCUCCCCCGCACGGGGAACUGCAGGCGCUGGAAUCCUGAGCAAAGCACAAAGUGCCGGAGGAACUCAGCAGGUCAAGCGACAUCUGUGGAUGUCGACGGGAUGGACAGACGAAGUUUUGGGCCGGGAUCCUUCUGGGAGCAGAAUUAGGCCAUUCGGCCCAUCAAGUCCACUCUGCCAUUCAAUCACUCUCCCUCUCAACCCCAUUCUCCUGCCUUCUCUGCCUCACAGCGCCAGAGACCCGGGUUCGAUCCUGACUACGGGUGCAGUCUGUACGGAGUUUGUACAUUCUCCCCGUGACCCGUGUGGGUUUUCUCCGGGUGCCCAGGUUUCUCCCCUAACAUCCGUACUAAUCAAAUAACCUUCUUCAGACUGAUUUUCCCGCUCCACUGCGGAAUCUCCUGAAAGCACACCUACUUUGAAAAGGUUCUCCCCCUCCCUCCAUCAGUCUGAAGAAGGGUCUUGACCCGAAACGUCGACUGUCCUUUACCUUCCACAGAUGCUGCCUGACCCACUGAGUUCUUCCAGUACUUUGUGCUUUGCUCAAAACUCCAGCAGCGAACCGUUUUAGUGGAGAAGACGUGUAGAAUAUUCUGUACAUAAGUAACCAAGUGUUUAACGGACUAUUUCUCCCUCUGAAGCAAGGUGUGUGUGAGUGUGUGUUUGUGUAAAGGUCCUUGUUCUGGGAGAAGUGUGAGUGAACCCUCCCCCACCCCUCGUUCAACUUGUGGCCUGGAUACCAAGCCAUCCCCCUCCUUGGCCCCUCUCGUUCAUGCUAUCCCCUCUCUUGGUCUUGGGGCCAGAGAUUCAUCACUUUUGUUAGCUGGUUGAGGCAGAGCGGUGUCUGAAGGAGGGUCCCGACCCACAUCGCCCUCUGUGGACCUCCCUCCAAAGAUGCUGCCUGACCCGCUGAGUUACUCCAACGAUGUGUGACACCGUUUGUUGAGUGAAGAUCAAGUUAUAACUGUGGUGUGGUCAAGACCCUUCUUCAGACCUUUGAAACGUCACCCAUUCCAGAGAUGCUGCCUGCACCAGCUGAGUUACUCCAGCAUUUUGUGUCCAUCUUCAGUUUAAACCAGCAUCUGCAGUUCCUUCCCACACACAGUCAUUGUAUGGCUUCAUAAAUGAGUAGUUGACCCAAUGUCCAUGAUUGGACCUACUGAACCAAGUGAGUAGAUCACAGGUCAUGGCCACAUGAUGGAACCAUCACUCAAGGAUGGGUUCCAUCUUGUAUGCUCGUGGUUGCAAUGAGUCAGUUUAAUAUGACAUGAGUGACCUACCGAGACACCGCCAGUGUGAACACAGUCUAGAGGUGAGGACCAGCUGAAAUAAAGGGAGCAGCAGACUGCUGUUACAGGGUCCAUGGGCUGCCCAAGAUGAUCAGAGAUGGACACUUCAGAAUUAUUUGCCCUCCACAGCCUCCAGUCCCGCCCUUGCCUUCUCCCCAAAA
This is a messenger RNA of Leucoraja erinaceus (little skate), 4030 nucleotides long. RefSeq names its product vesicular glutamate transporter 1-like. Bases 762 to 2483 code for a protein of 573 amino acids. NCBI's taxonomy places the organism in Eukaryota, Metazoa, Chordata, Chondrichthyes, Rajiformes, Rajidae. Gene Ontology annotation, molecular function: neurotransmitter transmembrane transporter activity; L-glutamate transmembrane transporter activity. The transcript has 12 exons. Gene Ontology annotation, biological process: synaptic transmission, glutamatergic; neurotransmitter loading into synaptic vesicle; regulation of synapse structure or activity. The record is from RefSeq and is a predicted model, not a curated record. Gene Ontology annotation, cellular component: excitatory synapse; synaptic vesicle membrane.